CCUAUCCGCAAUAAUGGAUCUUUAAAUAUUAGAGGGCGAAUUACGGAUAUUAUAAGAGAGAGAAACUUGGGAUUGGGCUGUAUCUAAUUGGGCUAGAUAAUGAGCAGCCCAAUUACAUUCUCUUAAGUGUGUCCGCAUGAAACCAAAGCUUUUUUGAAAGUUUCACACAUCUCAGCUAGCUUUUUCCAUCUCCCAGUAUAGUUUGUAUCAUUCAACAGAGCAAUAACACAAAGCAUGAAGCUUUGCUUCAAGAACAGAUUCCGCCGAGAUGUGGAAGGCCAAAGCAAAGAUCAGUUCGCCCGCUCUAUUCCGCAUAAUCGCACCACCUCUAGGUUGUCCAGUAGGUACAUGAUGCGGCGUGUGUUAGUUGCUCUGCUGGCUAUGUAUAUAAAUGCCUGCAAUGCUGAAAACCAGACCAUGACUGUUCUGGGUGUAUGUGUUAUAUCAUUGAUACCUGCACUAGCGUUGUUGGUGUGUGUCAUUAACUGCCUGAGUGGGGAGGAGAAACCAGAAAAAUCUAACGCGGCGGGCGGGCAAGUGUAGCUAGGUUUUCACGCUACACAAAUUUAAUUGACAGCCUUCAAUUCAGUGCUUUCGUAUUGAUGAAGUUCGACCUUUUCCGUUAUAUAACAUUACAUCGUACUUUUUAUUCUGCGCAUUUCAGUUUCAUCUAGUGCACAUUUCAAUCUCAUGUAGUGCACAAUUCAACUGCACAUAAUGUCACUCUAUCGUACCCUUUGUGAUGCACAUUUCAAUUUCAUCUAAAGCACAUUACAGUUUCAUCUA
Cuscuta epithymum is the source of this 786-nucleotide messenger RNA. The record is from the annotation of a GenBank genome assembly. NCBI's taxonomy places the organism in Eukaryota, Viridiplantae, Streptophyta, Magnoliopsida, Solanales, Convolvulaceae.